Ceratotherium simum simum (southern white rhinoceros) is the source of this 3316-nucleotide messenger RNA. RefSeq names its product tetratricopeptide repeat domain 13 (gene TTC13). NCBI's taxonomy places the organism in Eukaryota, Metazoa, Chordata, Mammalia, Perissodactyla, Rhinocerotidae. The record is from RefSeq and is a predicted model, not a curated record. Gene Ontology annotation, molecular function: protein binding.
ACGGCCCACCUGCCCGCCGCGGGUUAAGGCUGGGAGGCCGCAGCCCGCGGCGAGGGCUGCCGCACAUGCGCCUUGAGGGAAGAUGGCACCUGCCGGCAGUUGCAGCGGCUGCGGCUGCUGGGGCGGCGCUGUGGCCGCCGCGGGUGCCGCCCGGCGUGUCUUGGUGCUGCUGUUGCUGGGGGUCCUGUCCGCCGGGCCGCGCCUGGGCGCCCUUGCCACCGAGCACUACUCGCCGCUGUCUCUGCUCAAGCAGGAGCUGCAGCACCGGCAACAGCAGGAGGCCCCGGCGGGCGGCGGCUGCAGCCCGCAGUCCGGGGACUGGGGGGACCAGUACUCGGCCGAGUGUGGCGAGUCAUCCCUUCUGAACUUCCAUGACUCAGACUGCGAACCCAAAGGAUCGCCACCCUGUGACUCUUUGCUUUCCCUCAACACUGAAAAGAUUCUGAGCCAGGCCAAGUCUAUUGCAGAACAGAAGAGGUUCCCGUUUGCUACUGAUAAUGACAGCACAAAUGAAGAGUUAGCUAUUGCUUAUGUGUUGAUUGGCAGUGGUCUCUAUGAUGAAGCAAUAAGACAUUUUUCAACAAUGCUUCAGGAGGAGCCUGAUCUGGUUAGUGCAAUUUAUGGCCGAGGGAUAGCCUAUGGAAAGAAGGGACUACAUGACAUUAAGAAUGCUGAUCUUGCUCUGUUCGAACUGAGCCGAGUAAUUACCUUGGAACCAGAUCGUCCAGAGGUAUUUGAGCAGCGAGCAGAAAUUCUGUCCCCUCUGGGACGAAUUAAUGAAGCAGUGAAUGAUCUCACUAAAGCUAUCCAACUUCAGCCCUCAGCACGGCUGUACAGACACCGGGGGACCCUGUACUUCAUAUCAGAGGACUAUGCAACAGCCCACGAAGACUUUCAGCAGUCCUUAGAACUGAACAAAAACCAGCCUAUAGCUAUGCUAUACAAAGGUUUAACUUUCUUUCACAGAGGACUUUUGAAGGAAGCUAUUGAAUCCUUCAAAGAAGCUUUGAAGCAGAAAGUUGAUUUUAUUGAUGCAUAUAAAAGUCUAGGACAGGCCUAUAGAGAACUGGGCAAUUUUGAAGCAGCCACUGAGAGCUUUCAGAAGGCCCUGCUGCUCAACCAAAAUCACGUCCAGACCCUCCAGCUCCGGGGAAUGAUGCUUUAUCACCAUGGCAGCCUUCAGGAAGCCCUUAAGAAUUUCAAGCGGUGUCUGCAGCUAGAGCCAUAUAAUGAGGUGUGCCAGUACAUGAAAGGACUCAGCCAUGUUGCAAUGGGACAGUUUUAUGAAGGGAUAAAAGCACAGACUAAAGUUAUGCUAAAUGAUCCUCUUCCAGGCCAGAAGGCCAGCCCAGAGUAUCUUAAAGUGAAAUAUCUCCGAGAGUAUUCUCGGUAUCUUCAUGCACACCUUGAUACUCCUCUUGCGGAAUAUAACAUUGAUGUGGAUCUGCCUGGAAGCUUUAAAGACCACUGGGCUAAAAAUCUGCCUUUCCUCAUAGAAGAUUAUGAAGAGCAGCCAGGGUUGCAACCCCACAUAAAAGACGUGUUACAUCAGAAUUUUGAGAGUUAUAAGCCUGAGGUACAAGAGCUGAUUUGUGUAGCUGAUCGUUUAGGAUCGCUGAUGCAAUAUGAAACACCUGGUUUCCUGCCAAACAAGAGAAUACACAGAGCCAUGGGUUUGGCAGCCUUGGAAGUCAUGCAAGCUGUACAGCGUACAUGGACCAACUCGAAGGUUCGAAUGAAUGGAAAAACACGGCUGAUGCAGUGGAGAGACAUGUUUGACAUCGCAGUAAAGUGGAGACGGAUUGCUGACCCAGACCAGCCAGUGUUAUGGUUAGAUCAAAUGCCAGCACGAAGUCUUAGCAGAGGUUUUAACAACCACAUCAAUUUAAUCAGGGGUCAGGUGAUUAACAUGAGAUACCUGGAAUAUUUUGAGAAAAUUCUUCAUUUUAUUAAAGAUAGAAUUCUUGUUUAUCAUGGAGCUAAUAAUCCUAAAGGAUUGUUGGAAGUUAGAGAAGCUCUGGAAAAGGUACACAAAGUAGAAGACCUUCUUCCAAUUAUGAAGCAGUUUAAUACUAAAACGAAGGAUGGGUUCACUGUGAACACAAAAGUUCCCAGCCUCAAAGAUCAAGGGAAGGAAUAUGAUGGAUUCACAAUCACUAUUACAGGAGACAAGGUUGGCAAUAUACUGUUUUCUGUGGAAACUCAAACUACAGAAGAAAGAACACAAUUAUAUCAUGCUGAAAUAGAUGCACUUUAUAAAGAUCUAACAACAAAAGGAAAAGUACUAAUUCUUUCAUCAGAAUUUGGGGAGGCUGAUGCUGUUUGCAAUUUAAUCUUAUCUUUAGUUUAUUACUUUUAUAAUUUAAUGCCACUCUCUCGAGGAUCCAGUGUAAUAGCUUACUCAGUGAUCGUGGGAGCACUGAUGGCAAGUGGAAAAGAAGUAGCAGGAAAAAUUCCCAAAGGGAAGUUAGUUGACUUUGAAGCUAUGACAGCUCCUGGGUCAGAGGCCUUUAGCAAAAUAGCUAAAAGCUGGAUGAACUUGAAAAGUAUUUCACCUUCUUACAAGACUCUUCCAUCCGUGUCAGAGACGUUUCCAACGUUAAGAUCAAUGAUUGAGGUGCUAAACACUGACUCUUCUCCACGUUGUCUUAAGAAACUCUAGUUACACCGGGGUAUUUAUACAAGGAAAGGGCCGGACCUCUUGCUUCUUAAGUUAUUUUUUAAAACAUGGAAUUAUAAAGAAACUAGGUCCUUUAUUACUUUUGAUACCAAUUUUUGAUAGGAAUUGAAUACUUGAAAUCAUUUUCUUUACUUUUCUGAACCAUAACAAAAAUCAUGAAAGAGAGUUUUGGGGGGAAAAAAGCUGUAUAUCUGAGAAGGAAAGUGUAUGUAUUAGCCAGUGGUCUGUUGGGUUUCCACUUAAAAAGUCAUACAGCUCCUUCAAAGUUUACUUCAGAAACCAAAAAUUAAUAAUUAAAAGGAACAAAACCAACAACAAAACAGGAGUGUUUUCAUUCCUUUAUAGAUUUGGAUAUUUUUCAAAGACUUUCUUUUUAUGUGCAUUGAUAGGGUGUCUUGUUUUCAACUCACAUAAUGUUCCUGUGUGGGUUCUCCACUUUAUUUGAACUCGGGAAGAUUCGUGGCCCAUCAGCGUGAGCCACAGGGCUCACAGCCAGAACACUCAUUUUGAAUGAUGCAGACAGUAUUUGCCGGUGACUCAAACACUGAAUUAUUGAACCAUAUUUUUUUUCUCUCUCUCUGAUGGAAAAAUUAAACAGGGGUGGUUUCUCUAAAUCACCAGUUCUUUGACACUGGA